Molecule: messenger RNA, 727 nt
Organism: Penaeus vannamei (Pacific white shrimp)
Lineage: Eukaryota; Metazoa; Arthropoda; Malacostraca; Decapoda; Penaeidae
Source: RefSeq, a predicted model, not a curated record
GUGCUGUCCCGAAUCCCUGCGGAGUAUCGGGCCGGAAUGUCUAGCAUUGAAGUGUCACUUCGGAUGCUGGGAACCCACGCCCUCCACGCUCGGCUCGCUGACCUCCACUCAAUGUCUUUGCGGGAUGUGCUCACUCACCUUUUGCAGUCUCCAAUACAAACUGCUCUAAGUGAUCUGGCACCGCUUCUUGACAACACCAUCACCAUGGCCACCGCCUCGGGCGUCCCCAUCAUGCUGGGGUUGAGCGGUGUGGGCGGCAUGCAGACCAUGCUCAUGCACUACGCGGGGGGCGAAGGGGGCUUGCUCGAGACGUCGCUUAGUGCUGGGCUGGCCGUGAAUGCGAAGCUGGACAUAGGCCAUGGUCGCCCCUCGGCCCUCAUCAGCAACUACCUCUGGUCCCUCGACCUUCCCUUGAGCGCCAGCUACAGUUACAAGGAGUCAGGCAUGAGAGUGAGUCUCCGCUUGCCCCAAGAUUGGACGGGCCGCGUGUGGCAAGAUCAGCGCGACACAGCGGUAGGCAACAAACGCCAACAGCUGAGGUGAGUGUACGGUGCAGACAGUUUCUACGGAAACCAGUAAAUGCAAAUGAAUUCAUUUACAUCCAUGUCUACAAUGAAAAUGUAAUGAUAACCUCAAAUUAAUGGAAAUGUUUCAACUUAGAGAGAAAUAUAUAACGAACACGCUUAAAGAGCUUAAUUAUGGUAAUAAACAAGAAAAUUAAUAGGAA